UGGUAUUUUAUUUUUGUAUAUUUUCCGACAGUAGGUACACACUGAACUACAGCUGAUUUACCGAAUUGUGUUGCGUUUGCAAAUAAUUACGUAAAUUCGGCAGAUCAACAUGUCGUUCUUACGCUCCAAAUAUUACGACCACCCCGAUGGCGAAGAUGCCUUUGGAAAGAUUGUAGCCACCAACAGAUACGCUGUAGCUGCCGGAUUGGCGUGGUCCACAGUUGAUGUGCUGACGCUGUCCAAGCCGCGAGGUUACAUACCGACGAUUGGGCGCUUUGCCUACAAUACAGGUCCCUUGAUGGGCAUGGCCACAGCAUUUACGCUAACCACGCUUGCUGCCACCAACUUCCGCGGCAAGGAUGAUAAGUUAAACUAUCUAGCUGGAGGUUUUGCAGCUGGCGGCGUUUUCGGUGCCUGGAGACACAGUCAUGUAGCUGGCUUGGUUGCCGGUCUAUUCCUAGGUAUGGCCGGUGUCAUCAAGAAGAUGUCCAUUGAGCAGGGCUGGGAGUUCUUCCCCGAACCGCCGACGCAUCAAUAUGGUGGUUUAAACAUUGCCCAGAACGACUAUACUCUAAUGGCUGAGCGUCCCAGGAACUGGACAUCGGAAAAGAAGGAUUAAGCGCUGUCAAAUGUGUGCAAGAGCUGGUUGAAAAUCAUUGGUUGAUGAUUGACAAAAGUCUUGCGUUUGUUUAGUUAAUAAUUAUACUAAAAGAAAACUCUGGCACUUGUGUAGCUUCGAAUGAAUAAAUGCCAAGUGGAUGGUGAUAAUCUACAAACAA
Molecule: messenger RNA, 779 nt
Organism: Drosophila nasuta
Lineage: Eukaryota; Metazoa; Arthropoda; Insecta; Diptera; Drosophilidae
Gene: ND-B14.7
Product: NADH dehydrogenase (ubiquinone) B14.7 subunit
Exons: 4
Coding region: 110-619 (169 amino acids)
Biological process (GO): mitochondrial electron transport, NADH to ubiquinone
Cellular component (GO): respiratory chain complex I; mitochondrial inner membrane
Source: RefSeq, a predicted model, not a curated record